UCAGUAUUUGCACAGAAGAGGGAGCAUUAGCCAGGCUGUGACUCUGUGAGUCUCACAUAGAGCUCGCUCAUUCAGAUACUCAUAUUCUUACAAUGGCCACUGUAGGAAAGGCGAUUAAGUGCAGGGCGGCGGUGGCCUGGGGGCCCAACAGACCCUUGGUCAUGGAGGAGAUCGAGGUCGCGCCACCCGAGGCUCACGAGAUCCGCAUCAAGAUUGUUGCAACUGCGGUUUGCCACACAGACCUGUACUUCCUCCGCGAGCGUGGCAGGGGGGAGGGGUUUCCUGCCGUGCUGGGCCACGAGGGGGCGGGGACUGUGGAGAGCGUGGGGCCAGGAGUGACCAGGUUUAAACCAGGAGACACGGUCGUUCCUCUUUUUGUGUCUCAGUGCCGGGAGUGCCGAUUCUGCCGGAAUCCCAACACCAAUCAGUGUGACCAGAGCUGGUCGAGCCAGAGGCCAGGUAAAAGGCUGGAGGUGAGCUCGGACACCACGUCCAGACUGAAGUGCAGAGGCCAGACCCUGCUUCAGUACAUGGGCACCAGCACCUUCUCCGAGUACACCGUCGUCAAGGAAAUUGCAGUUGCCAAGAUUCCGGACUCGGCCCCGCUGGACAAAGCCUGUCUGCUGGGCUGUGGCGUUGCCACGGGCUACGGAGCGGCUCUCAAUACAGCGAAGGUGGAGCCUGGCUCUACGUGCGCGGUGUUCGGUUUGGGGGCCGUGGGUUUGGCGGCGGUGAUGGGCUGUAAAGCGGCGGGAGCUUCCAGGAUCUUCGCUGUGGACCUCAACAAGGACAAGUUCCCCAAGGCCCGAGCGCUCGGGGCGACCGACUUCGUGAACCCCAAGGACCACGACAAGCCCAUCAGCCAGCUGCUGGCGGAGAUGACCGACGGAGGGGUUGACUUCGCCUUGGAGUGUGUCGGCAACGUGGACGUGAUGAGAAGUGCUCUGGAGUCCUGUGUGAAAGGUUGGGGUGUCAGUGUGCUGACGGGGUACAAUGACAGUCAGGACGUGUCCACUCGAUGUGUACAAUUUCUUGCCGGACGGACUUUGAAGGGGUCACUGUUUGGUGGCUACAAGAGUGUGGACAGCGUGCCCAAGCUAGUCAGUGAUGUCAUGAGCGGGAAGCUGCAACUGGAUGAGUUUGUGACCAAAACCCUUCCCCUGGACCAAAUUAACGAAGCUUUUGACCUCAUGGCCAACAGUGAAGGAAUUAGGACAGUGCUGACCAUUUCAAUGCUGUGAGCCAAAACAGGAAGCGUAUUUGGUUUGAUGAGAAGAUGCUCAAAAUCUAACAGAAUAUAUGACAAUAACACAUUGACCUUCACAAUAAAAUAAAUGUCAUUUCAUCAUACAGACAAAACCUCGUUUAGGAGUUCUCAGAUUGGCUAUCUGGUUAAUUCAUUUAAUCAUUUGAAUGAAAAAAAACCUUUAUUGUCUCGAAGGGAAUUUGCUUUACUCAAUGAGGAGCCAGAAAAACACAUUCAGUUGACUAGAAAAUUGAGUUUCAAAGUCGCAGCGCUGAAUGUUGUGACAUGGAGUGCUUCGUUCACUUAUUAAAACAGGUCUGAAUUCUGUGCAAAUUUAUUCUUAAUUCUCCCAAGUUUGUUCAGUUUUCUCUUCACCAAAACAAUUUGACAAGUUCAUAAUUCACCAAAAAUUUCACUGCUAAGCUGCAUUUAUCUCUGAGUAAAUCCGAAGGACAAAUAUUUAGAGAAAUAAAAGCCAUCAUCUUUGA
Anguilla rostrata (American eel) is the source of this 1734-nucleotide messenger RNA. RefSeq names its product alcohol dehydrogenase 1-like. Gene Ontology annotation, biological process: formaldehyde catabolic process. The record is from RefSeq and is a predicted model, not a curated record. Gene Ontology annotation, molecular function: S-(hydroxymethyl)glutathione dehydrogenase [NAD(P)+] activity; zinc ion binding. Lineage: Eukaryota; Metazoa; Chordata; Actinopteri; Anguilliformes; Anguillidae. The transcript is spliced from 10 exons. Bases 93 to 1241 code for a protein of 382 amino acids. Gene Ontology annotation, cellular component: cytosol.